AUGAGUUGUUGUCCAGACUUUUCAACCAAGUCCAGAUGUUCGCAGGGUUCUGAAACCACGAACACCAGUUAUAUUGAAUACGAAAUUUUCAUCGGGUCGGACUCUCUCUGGACCUUCACCAUUACGAAAUCGCUCAAGUGUCCUUCCAACUAUAAAUUGUUCACCAGAGCCAAAGGAUUGUGGUGUAUUGGAAAACUGGAAAUGCUCUUCUUCAAUUGGACACCGUUUUUGCGAGGUACGGAAUUUGGGUGGAUGGAAAACGGAAAGAGAGCUGCAAACCACCAGCCAAAAAAAGCGCCGCUUGUAAUGGAACCAAUGGAUUUGAUAAAGCUGGGGUAA
Messenger RNA from Caenorhabditis briggsae, 339 nucleotides. Bases 1 to 339 code for a protein of 112 amino acids. The transcript is spliced from 3 exons. The record is from RefSeq and is a predicted model, not a curated record. Lineage: Eukaryota; Metazoa; Nematoda; Chromadorea; Rhabditida; Rhabditidae.